AUGGCCCUGAAAGAAGCAGUUCAUGAGAAAAUCAUCAAUGACAUUAUCCGGCAGCAGAGGAAGCCGGGAGAAUGGAAGGUGUUGGUUGUGGACAGUCUCAGCAAAAGGAUGAUCUCUGCUUGCUGCAAGAUGCACGAGAUCAUGUCCGAGGGAAUCACACUGGUGGAAGAUAUCAACAAAAGACGAGAACCGCUACCUUUGUUAGAAGCUAUAUACUUAAUUACACCAGUUGACAAGUCUAUCAAAGCUCUGAUAGCGGAUUUCCAGAACCCAAACAACACGCAGUAUAAAGCAGCUCAUGUCUACUUUACCGAAGCAUGUCCUGAUGAAUCAUUCAAUGAGCUGUGUAAAUCCAGCAGUGCAAAGUUCAUCAAGACUCUGAAGGAGAUCAACAUAGCUUUUCUUCCAUAUGAAUCUCAGGUUUAUUCGCUAGACUCGCCAGAAACAUUUCAGUUCUACUACAACCCAAGUAAACCUGGCCGCACUAUCAACCUGGAGCGAUGUGCUGAACAGAUUGCCACUUUGUGUGCCACACUUGGCGAAUACCCAGCCGUCAGAUACAGAUCUGACUUUGAUCGUAAUGCAGAAUUUGCUCAACUUGUUCAACAAAAGCUGGAUGCAUAUAGAGCAGACGACCACACGAUGGGAGAGGGCCCCCAGAAAGAUAGGUCAAUGCUGCUGAUCCUUGACCGUGGCUUUGACCCCAUCUCCCCCCUGCUUCAUGAACUGACCUUCCAGGCAAUGGCCUAUGACCUCCUGCCUAUUGAGAAUGAUGUGUACAAAAAAUGCACUCUGACUGUGAAGAAGGAAAUACCUCCACUUAGUGUAUAUGUACAAGUGACCAAGAGACUGAAACAGUUUGCUGAAUCCAAGCGGAUGACUACCUCAGACAAGACCAACGUCCGAGACCUCAGCCAGAUGCUAAAGAAGGCACCCCAGUAUCAGAAGGAACUCAGUAAAUAUUCUGCUCACUUCCAUUUGGCCGAGGAUUGUAUGAAGCAGUACCAGAAGCAUGUUGAUAAGCUGUGCAAGGAUAUGUUGUCCAUAAUUUUAGGACCUGGCGAUGGGAGCGGAUGUGGACGGCGAGAAGAUCAAAGAUCACAUGAGAACAUUGUGCCCAUUCUCUUGGACCAAAACAUCACGGCUUAUGACAAGAUACGAAUCAUUCUUCUCUACAUCAUUCACAAAGCUGGCAUCACAGCUGAGAACCUGGACAAGCUUGUGCAGCAUGCCCAGAUACCCAUGGAGGAGAAGUGCAUCAUCACAAACAUGCAGAACUUGGAGGUGCCGAUCAUCCAGGAU
Candidula unifasciata is the source of this 1302-nucleotide messenger RNA. Lineage: Eukaryota; Metazoa; Mollusca; Gastropoda; Stylommatophora; Geomitridae. The record is from the annotation of a GenBank genome assembly.